Messenger RNA from Bombus impatiens (common eastern bumble bee), 2222 nucleotides. RefSeq lists its product as uncharacterized. The record is from RefSeq and is a predicted model, not a curated record. The transcript is spliced from 2 exons. Lineage: Eukaryota; Metazoa; Arthropoda; Insecta; Hymenoptera; Apidae. The coding region runs from base 244 to 1485 and encodes 413 amino acids.
AUUUUUCUUUGCCGUACGUAACCAAAUCCUGGUUAUAAUCUAAUUAUAAUAUGCAUAAAGAAAAGAGCAAAAUUAGAACUUGAAUAUAAUGUGUGUAUAUGUGUAUAUAUCUGUCUAACAUAUUACAAACAUAAUACUGUAAAGCAAUCGGUGAAAGAUAGAUUAUAAAGCGGAGGCGUGUUUAGAGAUUAAAAUGCACAAAGUGGCGGAUUAGUAAAAUAAACGUAGUCAUAAAUAUAAAUAAUGUUCCCGUCAGUCGAGCCAUUGUCAGUUCAAAAGUUGGACGUGCUUUUAAGACAAAGUCUUGGUAAUGAUCUUCAAAUAAAGCAUAUUGAAUGGAAGCCUCUAACCGCGCCAGGCGAGAACUUUGGAAGCGUUAUGCUGGCCAUCAUUGUCACCUUAACGCGGUCAAGCAACAAAACGGAAACUCUUCAUCUGGUCGCGAAACUUCCACCCACUUCCGCCUAUCUAUUGGGCUUGUUCAACAGUCCAGUGACAUUCAGGAAGGAGCUACAAUUCUACAGCGUGAUGGUGAAGGAAUUCACAAACCUUCAAAUAGAAAGUGAUGUCAACGAGAAGGACGCAAGAGAUCUGGUACCAAAGUUCUUUGGGGGAAGACUAGGUUUGAAAAAUCCAGAACAAUUUGAUGAACAAGCUGCUAUCAUUUUGGAGAACCUGAAACUCAGUGGCUACGAUACGGGCGAUCGAAUCUUUGGAUUGGAUAAGAAGCACACAGAAUUUGCAAUCGAAUCUCUAGCCAAGUUACACGCUCUCGCUAUUGCUUUAAAGAUGAAAAAACCUCAGUUAUAUGAAAGAAUAGCGGCAGAAGUAUUUUUAGAAGUUUCAAAUGAAAUCACAGAAAAGUGUGUUAAGGACAUGUUUGGGAAAAGCAAAUCGGAUUUAGAGAGCAUGGAGGAAAUUAGACCGUAUUUAGAUCGAGUUAAUAAGACCAUAGAGUACGAUCUUGAGGCAAAAAAAAAUCUUAAGAAACCGGAAGAACCUUGGGCAACAUUUGUUCACAGUGACUUUUGGGUGAACAAUAUGAUGUUCCGACACGAUGAAAAAGGAGAGUUAGUCGAUAUGAAGAUCGUAGAUUUUCAAUUAUCCGCAUAUGAUUACGGUGCGAAAGAUCUGAUCUUCUUUCUCGUGUCGAGCGCGAACGAAGACAUUCUGGAUAACAAACUGGACCAUAUGUUUGACUUGUAUUAUUCUUGUUUCAUUAAAAUGUUAAAGACGCUAAAAGUAGACACGGAGAAAUUUUCCAAGCAGAAGUUCGACGAAAUUCUGAAUCGUUGUGGGCCUGCAAAAUUCAAUCAAUGUAUCAUGAUGGCUCAAGUGAUUCAGGCACCUAAGAAAAGUACCUCAGAGUCAGAGAACGUGGAGGGUAGCAAUGUUUUCAUAGAUAUAUCUGAUAAUGUAAUAUAUAAACGAAAAUUAUUGCACAUUGUGACUCUAUUCGACAAAAGGGGAUGGCUGAUAUGUUGAUAUAUGAUAGGGGAGAGGGGAAUGUUGAUAUAUGAUGUACUAUUAAGAUGUAUAUGAUAAAUUGUUUAUAAUAUAUAAAAGUGUAUAUAGAAUUUUAAAGAUGUUAGAGACUUUUACAAUUUAAGAAUUUAGUCUUAAGAAGACACCAAAUAUGUUCAUAAGGGCUCUAAUAUUAUUAAGCCUUAAAAAUUAACUAGUUGUUUAAAAGUCAAAUUCGAAGUAAGUGUUUACUUUAUAAAACUGAUUCUGUAAUAUUAUUGUAGAUACCUGCAUCAUGUUAUUUUGCACGUAGAUAUACUUGUUUUUCAAAAUAAAAAUUCUAUUUUAUUACAUGAAAAUAAUACGAAUAAAAUUUAUCCAAUCUAUUAGGCCCCAUGAAUAAUGAAACAAUAUUCUGAAGUUCAUUAUCGUUCGUUUCUUCUAAUUUUCUAAUUUAUAUUGUAAUUAUUAUUGUAUCGUAAUUCUGUGAAGUUUCUAAAGGUUUCUAAAGGCGAAUCGAGCAAAAUCUUAUUUCGUUUUGCAUCGAUAUGCCCCUGCGGAACCCGAUAUAAUGACACAUGUUUUAUGUAACAUGACAUUGAAACACAUCAAUCGAAAGUAAUUUUCUCGAUUAAUCAAGUUAACUAUCUUGAAACAAUGAUACCAAUACCAUCAUUUCUCGUUGAUUGCAAGUGACAUUUAUGUAAAUCAUGUUUGUUAAUAAAAUAAAAAAAUGAAAUAUAAACAGCAAGCAAUAA